Messenger RNA from Gamsiella multidivaricata, 798 nucleotides. RefSeq lists its product as uncharacterized. The coding region runs from base 193 to 774 and encodes 193 amino acids. The record is from RefSeq and is a predicted model, not a curated record. Lineage: Eukaryota; Fungi; Mortierellomycota; Mortierellomycetes; Mortierellales; Mortierellaceae. The transcript is spliced from 3 exons.
CUCUCAUAGAUACCCUCAGACUUUCUCUUUCUAAUCACUUUCCGCACCCUAAGUUCCACCUCUACCACAUUUUCCCUCGUACUCUCACCAGACUUUUGCACCUUUCCAUCGAUUUAUGAGAACACUGGUCGCUUUUUUACAUCGUUGAAUCCACACGCCGCGUUUUAAACAACAAUCUUAUCAGCACAAACAAUGCCACCAUACGCAUUCGCAGCUUCGCCCGCUAUCAGUAUCCCUCUUAAUCAAGAUGGGCCAAUUAAUGCCAUCAUCCUGCAGCCACGCGAGCAUGCCAUAGAAGUAAAUCUCGAAAAGACCCAGCCGGCGACUUUGGAAAGGGUCAGCACUGGACUGUUCCCAGCUGACACGUCGCUGGAAAGCGGUAAUUCCAAGUCGGCUCCUCUCUACCGUCUGGACGUUAAGACUCACGUCUUUAAGAAGGAGCUCCAGGAGUAUGUACCCACGCGUAGCGAGGAGCGCCUCCGUAUCGAGACUAUCAUAUAUGUGGAGCUGUCAAUUGUCAAUCGCGCUGACAGCAUGCUGGUUAAGAACUACGACUAUAUCCGAUUUCCAAAGGACCUGUUCUGCACCUUGCCAGAUAAAGUCAUGUCACCAAACGACAUGGCCUCGAAACGUAUCCUGAACGUGGGUGUCUCGGUGCUGUGUCCCUCAAAUAUUUGGCAGGUGGAGAAGGAGGCGUGUGUACGUUGUGCACGCCGCAUGUCUACCAAGCUCGAAGAGAAUGAGAGUCGCGUGAGUUUUUAUUCAUAUGAAUAAUGGGAGAUACGAUGCUUUGCUGCU